AUGUCUUCCACCGAAGAAAGAGUUAACGCCAUGUGUGGCUACAAGGCCACCCUCAACAACCCCAGAGUCUUGGAUGAGGCGAAGCAAAACGCCCAGUUGAUGCUCGACCAGCUUGGUGGUGGCCAGUUAAGCCAUGACCUCUACAGCGCGAGUGGUGGGCAGAACAAGGAUCCGAUGAGAGUCAAUGCUGGACUCAAAGUUGCUGCACAUAACCCUAAUGUAUCGGACGAAACAAGACGCAGUGCUGCUGACAGAGUUGGCGAGAACCCUGAGGAGUAA
This is a messenger RNA of Aspergillus pseudonomiae, 279 nucleotides long. Its product is annotated as Con-6 family protein. The coding region runs from base 1 to 279 and encodes 92 amino acids. The record is from RefSeq and is a predicted model, not a curated record. Gene Ontology annotation, cellular component: cytoplasm. NCBI's taxonomy places the organism in Eukaryota, Fungi, Ascomycota, Eurotiomycetes, Eurotiales, Aspergillaceae. The transcript has 3 exons.